Messenger RNA from Botrytis fragariae, 1987 nucleotides. RefSeq names its product putative mrna cleavage factor complex component pcf11 protein. The transcript is spliced from 7 exons. Lineage: Eukaryota; Fungi; Ascomycota; Leotiomycetes; Helotiales; Sclerotiniaceae. Gene Ontology annotation, biological process: termination of RNA polymerase II transcription. Bases 1 to 1968 code for a protein of 655 amino acids. The record is from RefSeq and is a predicted model, not a curated record. Gene Ontology annotation, cellular component: cytoplasm; mRNA cleavage factor complex. Gene Ontology annotation, molecular function: mRNA binding; RNA polymerase II complex binding; phosphatidylinositol binding.
AUGUCAUUUGGAGUCCCUUCUGAUGAGGUAGCGGAGGACUACAAAAGAGCCCUUGAAGAUUUGACUAUGAAUUCGAGAUAUGAGAUCAGCAAUCUAACCGUUAUAGCAAAAGAAAACACCGAGCAUGCUUUGGCCAUUUCAGAGGCAUUGAAGAACCAUAUAAAACAGACUUCUCCGCAAAAGAAACUACCUGCUUUCUACGUCCUCGAUUCUGUAGUCAAGAAUGUUGGAACACCUUAUACCCUCUUCUUCGGUCGACAACUUUAUUCAACUUUCAUGGAGGCGUAUGCUUUGGUUUCUCAUGAUGUGCGAAGAAAAAUGGAUGAGAUGUUGAAAACUUGGAAAGAGCCUGUGCCUGGCUCUAUAGAUACACGUCCUGUAUUUCCUCCAGAAGUAACUCGCCCCAUCGAAAAUGCUCUCAUAAAAGCUAGAACCUCAGCUCUCCAACAAGAGCAAUUGAGAAGCCAACAGCAGUUAAUGAAUCGAGGACGAUCUGCCGUAGGUCAGGCUCCCUAUCGUAACACACCAACUCCUCCAAACCAAUCUCGACAACCUCUUUAUCCCCCUCCCGGACAUUCUGGAUACCCUCAACAAUACCCUCCUCCAGCAAAUGGCCAACAGUAUAACAACCAAGCCAACGGUCAUCUGCAGCUUGGACUUCCUCAGCGACCACCUCCAACUCAAUAUUCCCAACAGCCAGGCAGCUCGACAUCCUGGCAGCAGUCACAGCCUCAAGGUUAUCAGCCACCAGAGGCAAGCGUAGAUAUGUUAAACAGGGAUAUCUCCAAUCUCAUUGCUUCUUCAAAGGCAGAAUUUGCCCAGAGUCCAUAUGAUAGUAGCAUACAAACAAGACUGAAAGCCUUGCUUGAUUUACAGACCAUUCUACAAACUCAAAGGCUUCCACCUGAUCAAAUAGCAAUGAUAAAAGAACAAGCCAGCACCUGUAGCUACGCCAACACCCCAACCACAGCCGCAGCCAACCUUGAGCUCUUUGCUAGGCCCUGGUGGGCUGGCUGCUCUAUUAGCGCGACAAUCUGCAACACCACAAAUUCCCACGCCCCCUCCCCCCCAGCUGCUAUCGCAAUCCCGUCGCCUCAACCGCAACUUGCAGUACCUCCACAGCUACCCUUUCAACCAACUUCCUCAGCCCCUGUUUUGGCAUCUGUUCCAAAACCUGCAGCUGAUCCUAAUUCAUUAUUGGAAAGACUUCGAGCUGCUGGUAUGCUACCUGGAAUACCAGCAGUGUCAAGCACACCCACUCAACCACCAAGUGCUUUAGGCGGCGCCAACCUUCCCGGCUUCCCCCCAUCUCUACCCUUCAUAAGUGCGCCCCCCGUGUCAAGAACGCCACUUCUAGAAAUUCCCAAUGAUGUCGUUUUGAAGCCUGCGUCAUUAAAAAUGUUUCGCCCGCAUCUUAUCUCCAAUCUCUACGAAAAACUUGGCGCGCCAUGUACACAAUGUGGACGACGUUUCCAAUCAGACACAGAAGGUCGAAAAAAGAAAGCUGCCCAUAUGGAUUGGCACUUCCGUGUUCAUCAAAGAAUGGCUGAGGCUGAGAAGAGGGGCCAACAUCGAAGUUGGUAUGUUGAUGAAUUGGACUGGAUAAAAUGGCGCGAACCAGAAGAUGAUCAGGUGAAUGAUGCAUCGGAUACUACUCAAGGUGCUGCUGGCUCAUCUUUGGCUAUGAAUGCUAAGCCAAAGCUUCAAUAUUUAGCGGUGCCAGACGAUCCUGCUCUUGCUGGAAGUGUUUGUCCUAUAUGCCAAGAGAAGUUUGAGAUGAAAUGGCUAGAUGAUGCGCAAGAGUUUGUAUGGAUGGAUGCUAAGAAAGUGGGCGAUCGUAUUUAUCAUGCUAGUUGUUAUGCCGAAGCCACGAAAGACAGAGGCACGCCUGAGCCAACGGUUCUGGGCAAGCGGAAAGCGGAGGAUCAGGAACCUCACUUACGGACGAAGAUCAAAACGGAGCCUUAGUCAAUGUACUUUUUUUUAC